UCAUUUGUAGAAAGUUGCGAUUGCGAAAAAGAAAAUUUUAUUUUGGUAUUCAGAUCAAUACCCAUAUACUGCGAAAACUAUCAGUUGUACUGUUUAUUGUUACAACAGUCAUUGCUUUGAACAUGUUAGUAAUGUAGUUGGAUUUCGAAAACCCCCAGUCAACGGAUGAUCAGAUCAAUAACUUCCUCGCCCAGAUAAACUAUAAACAAAGCAUAUGUCAUCGAGGAUGGUGGAUAACACAGUUACUAGUUCCGCUACUCCUGCAUCACUAUUGAACGAUUCAUCGUCGAGCCCUUUAACGAUUAUCCAGGACAAUACUCUUUCAUCUGAUCCGAUAUUCCUGCAGACCAAGCUGUGUCAGACCAUCACUGGACUGUUUGUAUGGGCAGCACUCUUCCUAACAUGUACACAAAUCUACCAUCAUCUAAGAUGGUAUACGAAUCCUGCUGAGCAACGAUGGAUUGUAAGAAUAUUAUUUAUUGUACCUAUUUAUGCUACUCACUCUUGGGUGAGUCUAUUAUUCUUCAACUCUGAGAGCUACUAUGUAUAUUUCUUCACAAUACGUGACUGUUAUGAAGCAUUUGUUAUAUACAAUUUCUUGUCUCUCUGUUAUGAGUAUCUUGGUGGUGAAAGUAAUAUAAUGUCUGAGAUCAGGGAAAAACCAAUAAGAAGCAGCUGUUUGUAUGGCACCUGUUGCUUGAGUGGAAAAACCUACACUAUUGGAUUUCUGAGAUUUUGCAAGCAAGCAACUCUGCAGUUUUGCUUGGUGAAACCAAUAAUGGCAUUUAUUAUUAUCUUCUUGCAAGCUUUUGGACACUAUAGAGAUGGUGAUUGGAGCCCAGAUGGUGGCUAUCUCUACAUCACAAUUAUUUACAAUAUUUCUGUAUCCCUGGCCUUGUAUGGAUUAUUUUCAUUCUAUGUUGCCACUCGUGACCUUCUGACACCCUAUGAACCUGUACUGAAGUUUUUCACAGUCAAAUCUGUUAUUUUUUUGUCAUUUUGGCAAGGAGUUGGUCUUGCAAUUUUAGAAAAAGCAGAAGUAAUUUCACCAAUAAUAGAUAGCAAUGGUACACGCACUAGUGGAACUGUGUCUGCUGGAUACCAAAACUUCUUGAUAUGCAUAGAGAUGUUUGUUGCUGCUGUAUCUCUGAGAUAUGCUUUCCCCUACAGAAUAUAUGCUCAUGGUUGUAUUACCGAUUCUAGAGGAAGGUCUGUGACAAUGCAGAGCAUAUCUAGCAGUCUCAAGGAGACUAUGAAUCCCAAGGACAUCAUGACAGAUGCUAUUCACAAUUUUCAUCCUCAGUACCAACAGUACACCCAGUACAGCUCCAAUGUGAUUUCUCGUCAACCAUAUGAGAGUUUGUGAUCCACACAGUAUAGUGAUGAAUAAGUCACUAUUUGCCAUUCUAGAUACAACAUUCCUCUGACUAUAGCUGUUCCUGAAAAUGCCAACAAAAAAAAUCAUACAGUGUUUGAUGAAGAAUGUGUCCUAUUUAAUGUACACUAGAAAUUCUGAAUGUUACUUAUUUUUUUUACAUGUAGAUAGAUGAUGAAUUAAUUUAGAAAAUUAUAAUCAAUAAAUAAUAAUGUGUUAUGACUUA
This is a messenger RNA of Phaedon cochleariae (mustard beetle), 1601 nucleotides long. The record is from the annotation of a GenBank genome assembly. NCBI's taxonomy places the organism in Eukaryota, Metazoa, Arthropoda, Insecta, Coleoptera, Chrysomelidae.